Cucumis melo (muskmelon) is the source of this 312-nucleotide messenger RNA. RefSeq names its product putative lipid-transfer protein DIR1. Gene Ontology annotation, molecular function: fatty acid binding. Bases 1 to 312 code for a protein of 103 amino acids. The transcript has a single exon. The record is from RefSeq and is a predicted model, not a curated record. Lineage: Eukaryota; Viridiplantae; Streptophyta; Magnoliopsida; Cucurbitales; Cucurbitaceae. Gene Ontology annotation, biological process: systemic acquired resistance.
AUGGCCCCCAGCAAGCUUCAUCUCCUCUUGCUCCUCCUUGUUCUUCUUCUAGCUGGUGCCGUCACCUCCUCUCCACUCUGUGAGAUUGACACCACUGACCUCGAGGUUUGCCGCCCGGCUGUGACCCCACCGGACCAUGGCAAGACUUUGCCACUCCCCACUGACGCUUGCUGUUCAGUGGUUCGUCGUGCUGACCUUAAGUGCCUUUGCAGUCUCAAGUAUGCCCUCCCCUCCUUUGGGAUUAACACUGCCAAUGCCUUGGCUUUGCCAUCCAAAUGUGGCGUAUCACCCCCACCCGAGUGCCGUUCAUAA